Molecule: messenger RNA, 5694 nt
Organism: Cladocopium goreaui
Lineage: Eukaryota; Dinophyceae; Suessiales; Symbiodiniaceae
Source: the annotation of a GenBank genome assembly
AUGCAGGUCAGCGGCGUUGCGGGUCACUUGUGCCACCUUUCACUGGUGCGGCAGGGGGCUGGUCCAAGGGUGUCUGAGAUCAAGAAGGAGAUAUCUGAAGUGCUCAAAGUACCUGUGGAGCAGCAGCGGCUCUUGCAUGGUGAUGCUGAACUUCAGGAUGGCCAUGUCCUCUCAAGGUCAUGCGCCGAGCUGACGCUGAUCAAGCGCCCAGUAGAACAAGCCAGGUGGCGCUGGCAGAUGCAGCAGGGCAUGGUGGAGAAGUUGAAGGAGGCACCGGGGCAUAUCAAGGAAGACAGGGACGUGGUGAUGGCAGCUGUUUCCGUCUCAGGAUGCAGCUUGGAGUUUGCGGCCAGCAAUUUGAAAGCUGAUCCAGAGCUUGUGCUGGCAGCUGUGGAGAAUGACUGGCGUGCCUUGCAAUUUGCAGCUGCUAGUCUCAGGGACAAUGAACGCAUUGUCCUUGCUGCAGUUCAGCAGGAUUGGACUGCCCUUCAGUUUGCUGCUCCAUCAGCACGUGGCAAGCAUGACAUUGCCCUGGCAGCCAUGGGACAGGCUUGGGGGGCCAUCCUCUUCAUCGACCAUGAGUUGCGGAAGGAUAGGACUUUCCUCCUGUCUGCUUUGAACGCCGGGUUUUGCAAACUGGAGUUCGCUGCAGCAAGCUUGCGCAGUGACAAGGAAUUGGUGCUCGCUGCAGUGAAGCAUCAUGGCCAAUCUUUGGCAGAUGCGCACGAGUCCCUGCAAGGGGAUCGUGAGGUGGUUCUGGCAGCACUUUGCCAAGACUGGCAGGCUUUGCGCUUUGCUUCCAGCAAGCUGACAGAGGACCGAGAGGUGGUGUUGACGGCGCUGCGCUUAGAUGCUCGGGCCAUGGCCAUGGCAUCAGCCAAGCUGAGGGGCGACAAGCACUUCAUGUUGGAAGCGGUGCAGCUGCAGGGUUUCUGCCUGCAGUUUGCCAGCAAGGAGCUACAGGGAAACCCCAAGGUGGUGGGUGCAGCAGUGCGGCAAGAAGGCCAGGCUAUCAGAUUUGCCUCCCCAGAGCUACAACAGAAUGAGGAAGUCCUGUUGGAAGCCCUUGAACAAGAUUGGAGGGCCUACCAGCAUGCUGCUUCACACCUGUUUGACGACAGCAACUUCUGUCUGAAGGCAGUUCAGAGGAGUUGGCGAUUGCUACAGGUUUUGCCAGCUGCAAAGAGGGAUGAACGGCGGAUCGUUGAAAGUGCCGUGCGCCAAAACGGCUUGGCACUGGAAUGGGCUUCCCAGCAACUCCGUGCCGACCGCGAUGUGGUCCUUACAGCUGUCCGCUGUACCUGGCAAGCUGCACGCUAUGCCUUGGGUGCCGCCCGCAAGGACCGCAAUGUCUUGCUGACCUCCGGUGAAGCUACCGCCACGGAAUGGGCAGCGGCCGGUGAUGUCUCUCUGGCCUGUCAGGAACUGGGCGAAGAGGACAAGCUCAUCGAGGUCCAAGACCGCUACACCAUUGUUUGCACCAUCUCCGGUGAGAGCGUCCUGGAACGUCAAUUCGAUCCAGUCCUAUCACUGAAGGCGGUCAUCUCAGCCUUGGGAGCGAAGGAAGCAUUUUGGCAACUGCGUCUCUUCCAAGAUUCCGUGCAGCUCACUGAGGAUUUGCGGCUUCAAGACUUGUGUUUGAAGAAUGAUAAGAAUGGAGGCAAGGCGAGCGGAGAGGCGAGAGAGGCGAGAGAGCUCACCUUGAGUUUGGUGCGAAGUUCCCCACGGGCCUUGGCGCUCACAGGUCGCUGCAAUGGAUCAUUGCAACUCUGGGAUUUGGACGGCCGGUGUAUCCACACCAUGGGAGGAGCCAAGGAUAGCACCGAGAAUGAGCAUCAAGUGACAGGCUUGGAGGUUGAUUGGACAGGUCUACGGGCUCUCUCAGGUGACUUGUGUCACAACGUUCGGCUAUGGGACCUGGAGCAGGGCAAGUGUUUGUAUAUCAUGUCCGGACAUGCGGCUACAAUAAGAGGAGUGGCGGUGGAUUGGACUCGUCACCUGGCUGUGACGCAUGAUGCUGCUGGCUUGCUGAUUUGCUGGGAUUUGCAGACUGGAAACCAACUCUAUUUGCUCUUUGCUCACGAAGGUGGCGUGCACGACGUUGAGGCCGACUGGGCCAACCUCCGCUUCGUCAGUGUUGGUCAGGAUUCCAUCAAGACUUGGAUCCAAGGGCAGGAGCUGUGGACAUGGCAUCUUCGAGGACUAUGUCGCAUAGAGCAUCUUGUGGACUGCGGCCUUGAGUGUUCUUGGAAUGAUGAUCGCUUGGCUGCCUGCUGGAGUAUGGCAGUCCACCUUUGGGACCUUCAGACGGGGCAACUUCUUUGGGUCUUGCGUGGCCACAGUGGAGAUAUCAGUGGUUACGAGGUGAACUGGGAAGCUCAGCAGAUCUGCUCCUGGAGUGAAGAUGGUUGCAUACUCCUUUGGGACAUCGAACAUGGCCAAUUGCUCCAAAAGAUGGUUGGACAUCAAGAGGUGACCGGUGCUGUGUGCACCUGGGAGCCUGCUUUCCGAUGCCUCAGCUAUGGCGAAUGUACGCUGCAGCUUUGGCACCCCUGUGCCACAGCGCGGGCGGCCGUACUCAAUGGACACACGAAUUUGAUUAGCAAAGCUGAGGUCUCCUGGGAUCGGGAACUGGCAUUGAGCUGGGCUGAUGAUUCCACCUUGAAGCUUUGGGAUCUCAAGGAACGGACGUGCUUGCGUACAUUGCGCGGUCAUGUGGGCCCUGUGUGGUCUGCGCACGUGGAUUGGAGCAAAUCAAAAGCGCUGAGCUACAGUUUUGCCCAGCGGUCGCUGUUCUUUUGGAACCUGCAGGAUGGCAGCAACACUGAGAUCUUCCUGGAGGAGGAGGCAACAAGAAACUUGUCCGCUCCCGCUUGGAUUGGUGGAGCUGAAGUAGAUUGGGAAAGCGAUUGUGCGGUAGCUUGGUCUCUGAGCGAUAGUGUCCUCCGGGCCGUUGAUCUACGACGGCUCGGUCGACCCAAAUUCCUGGAGUGUUGCAGCAUGGCGCGGGGGUGGUCUUGGCGUGAAUGGUGCCAGACCUCAUGGGCUGACACCUUGGACUACGUAUCUGCUGGUCGAGGUAGGCAGCCGAAGAACUGGGAGCCUUGUGAGAUCGUUGAAAGGGAUGCCAAUCUGACUCUGCGGCAAAAUGCCGCUCGGUGGCUCCAAGCCAAGGAGGUCGUGAACGAUCCCUUAUCAAAAUCCUCAAGCAAGGGCUCUGUGACCUUCAUCGCGAAAUGCAAGGAGUGCAAAGACGGCUGCACCAAAGCGUGGUUGUUUGCAGAAGGCCCACGAGAUUCUCAGAUGGCAGUUUCGCAGUGUGGGUCGCAUGGUCAGAAGGACGUGGUGCACAUCCGCAGGAGAUUGGCCAAGCAGUAUGCGCAGACUCACACUGGUGGUGUGGCAUUGCUGAAGAUGGAGGAAAGUGGAAUUCCAAUAGAGCAUCGGCCGGAAAUGUGGCGUUUGAAAAACGCUCGCCCGUGCAGGGCAGAGGUACGUGCGAAGCUCACAGCUGAUUGCGUAGCCAGUGUGCAGGCUUGGAUGGCAAAUCCACCUGAGAAUGUUUGCAUCAUGGAUUCAAGCAUUUGCAAUGCUGACCGCAUCAGCAUUCUCUUCCACUUCAAAGAUGCAGAUUCCUUUCUCCAGCAGAACCAGCACCUUUCUGUCUUUGUUGCUGAUUUUACGUUCGAGACGAAUCAGCAGUCCUUGGUAUUAGGAGGAAUCGGCCCAGCAGGCCUUAGGUCUGGUGGGAGCCAGAAGCCAGGGGUUCGUAUGCUGCCAACACAUUUCCUUUUGUCCCGCAAAGAGGGCAAAGAGUCCCAAAUGACUUUGUUCAAGGCAUUUGCUGCUGCGGCUCAUCGCAAUGGGAUCCGACUGAGUCAUGGAUUCGCUGAUUGCUCAUGUAUGGAAGGCAUCCAAGCGGUCAUUGAAUCUGACCCUGGGUUGCAGCAUGUGCAAGUUCAUCGUUGCCUCCACCACACCAAACAGAAUGUGAAACAGGAAGUCAAACGGCGCAACAGUGAAACUGGUGAGGUGCGUCUGCGCAACAUGGAACUGUUGCCCGUGCUGCUGAGCUUUGUCAUGGUUCCGGCUGGCUUCACUACGUACACCUCCAACAGUUUGGAACGCAGUUGGAGAACGAUCAAGGGCUUACUGCGCAAAAGGACAUUGCGCAAGAAGGAUGUGGGAUCUCUCAUGAAAGGCGUUUGCGAUUCCUUUCACUCCAAGUUAGCAGCUGGAGACUAUGAGAACUUGAAGGCGGCUGUGGCGGACGCACCUUCCUGCUUACAUGUACGAAGCCAAAAACAAAGCGUGCAGGUGGACAGUUUGGACUCGGAACAAGAGGCCCAGGUCGUGCACCGUGAGCGUCUCGAUUUGGACGCCUUGUGCAAGUGGUUCCACAAGCAUGGGCCCACUGGAACAUUUGUGGCGAGCGUUUGCAACAAGCCUCUGGAUGAUGGGUCCACUGCCCGCCUUUGCUAUGCUUUUCCAAAAUAUUGUUUGCAGCAUGCGCUUCAAAAGAAACCAGAGAUGCUGGCGGCUUUGCAACUGGGCUUGAACCUUACCUCCGAAGAGGUCAGACACGCAGCGGCUUCUCCACUCACAGGUUCGUAUGAUGUCAUUCGCCAUCUCCAUCUUCGAAGCAACUUUUGCACAGUGUGGGUAACAACGGACAACCGUGUCGUGGAUGGACACCGCACCUACAUGAGCUUCGCGGGACACUCUGAACACUCUCUGUUUGUACAUGCCUUGCUGCAGCCAGGUGGCAUUGCCAAGAUACCAGGUGGACCCAAAUCCAAUCUUGGGAAGAAACGGAAAAAGCCGCUUCCCAAAAAAUCAGCGCAUUUGAAAAGAAUGUUGAGAGCUCCCUCUUCACAGAACUCCAAUGUGGUGCCUGCUGAGAUUCUGUCAGAAGUCCGUCCAGAUGAUGCCUGCGAUCUUCUUCCUGGAAGUGUCACAGAGUCCUCUCAGCGAGCUGUUGUGGAAGCAGCUGGCCAAGAAAAAGAAGUCCUUUGCAUGUCGACCACGUUGAGAGGAGACAGGUGCAAGCGCAAACGUACUCAUGGCUGCUUUUGCAGCCACCACUUUGAAAUUUCUUCCACUGAGAAAUGGUCUUUGCAGUUGUAUGAGUCAGUACAAGAGCCUGCUUCACAUGCAAUGCAUCUCUGGGAGGAGAGACAGUUGAAUCUUGCCUUGCAACAAUCCUUGCAGGAGAACCAGGAGCUUAUGGAGAAAAUUGCGAAAAGCAAUGCCUUGCUGGACUCACGGUUGCAUUGCUUGGGACUGAAACGAGUCCCGGUUGCAGCAGAUGGUGAUUGCCAAUUCUCAGCCAUAGUGUUUUCGGCACAGGUGCCUUUGACGGCUCUGCAACUACGCAGAAGUGUCGUUGGGUAUCUGAGACCUCUCUCCGCAUGCUUUGGUGCCCGCAUGGAAAACCAAUUUCGAGGCAGAUAUGGAUCGUACUGCUCCCACAUGGAGCAGCCAGGGGCAUGGGGAGAUGAUCUCACGUUGUUGGCCUCUGCGCAUUGCCUCAGAAGGCCCUUGAAAAUCGUCACAGAUUCCUCAGCGACAGAUCCAAAGCAAUACAUCCGUAUCAUCACACCUCCGCAGUGCAUCAGCAGUGCCUGCUGGGGCCCAGAGGUGACAUUGUGUGUCUCAAUGGAUAGACACUUUGAUGCGACCGAGAACUUGUGA